GAAGAGGAGGAUUAAGAAGAACAACAAACAACAAUAACAACAUAUAUAAACCCACACGCCAUUUCGCUCCCAUUAUCAUCAACAUCAUCAUCAACAUCAACCAACAUCACCUUUUUCCAAAAACCCUCCAAAAUCUAAUCCCACCACCCCAAAAACCAACCUCCCCAAAAAAUGCAAUUCUUCGCCCUCCUCACCACCGCUGCCCUCGCAGCCGCAGCCCCUUCAGUCCUCGAGACCCGGGGUGGAGAGAAAGUCUGCGCUAGUGGAGCACCAUAUUGUUGCCAAUUGGACGUUUUGGGCGUCGCUGCUGUUUCUUGCUCGGAUGUCCCCGGAAGCCCCAAGUCCGUCGAUGAAUUCAACAAGGAGUGCAAGCAUACGGGAUUGAGUGCUCAAUGCUGUGAAGUCGGUGGGAUUGCCGACCUCGCUCUUCUCUGCACUACUCCUUUGUAAAUUCCUCAUUGCCGGGAUGAAAAGGGGAAAGGAAUAUUAGUGAAAGUUGGGGUUUUGGGGGAAAAGUGUGGAUAGGGGAGGGGGUGGAGGAGGAGGAGAAGAAGAAGAAGAGGUGGGGAAGAUGUUGGUGGGAUUUUGAAAGGGGGAGCGAUGGUAUGACCUUAUAGCACACAUUCAUUCUUUAAUAGGGUUGCAACAGAGAAACCUCAUUACUAUUUUCUGAG
Sphaerulina musiva SO2202 is the source of this 674-nucleotide messenger RNA. RefSeq names its product hydrophobin. Gene Ontology annotation, cellular component: extracellular region. The record is from RefSeq and is a predicted model, not a curated record. NCBI's taxonomy places the organism in Eukaryota, Fungi, Ascomycota, Dothideomycetes, Mycosphaerellales, Mycosphaerellaceae. The transcript is spliced from 3 exons. Bases 172 to 450 code for a protein of 92 amino acids.